Messenger RNA from Leishmania mexicana MHOM/GT/2001/U1103, 2733 nucleotides. RefSeq lists its product as hypothetical. Gene Ontology annotation, biological process: retrograde transport, endosome to Golgi; endocytic recycling; Golgi to vacuole transport. Bases 1 to 2733 code for a protein of 910 amino acids. Gene Ontology annotation, cellular component: GARP complex. The transcript has a single exon. Gene Ontology annotation, molecular function: syntaxin binding. The record is from RefSeq and is a predicted model, not a curated record. NCBI's taxonomy places the organism in Eukaryota, Euglenozoa, Kinetoplastea, Trypanosomatida, Trypanosomatidae.
AUGAGCGGCGGUGGCAGCGAGGCUGAAACCGCUGAGCUGGUCUUGUAUCGGCUCGAGGAAAUCGACGAGCUCCUCGCCGCUGUCAACAGCGACGAGGAUGACUCGCAAGCCGCCACCCUGGCGCAGUACCUGCGGGAUGGCCAGGAUCUGGAAAGUGCGUUGAGCCUGCAUGAGGAGCGGCUGCGCGGCUUUCGAGACACGUUCAUCCAGGCCCAUGCCAGCCAGGCGGAGAAGAUUGCGCAGCUCUAUCACGAGUUCAGCGCGUGCGAGCGACACAUCGUUGACUUCGAGGAGGAGAUUUUGACGUUUCAGCGCAAGCUCGAGGGCAGCGCAAAUGACAUUGUCUACAUGCAGCAGCAGGCAGACGCCUUGGCGCGAAAGGUGAGCAACCGGCGCCAGGUAAGCAACAAGAUCAACGAGGUCUACACCGCCCUUCAGAAGUGCGAUUCGUUCUGUGAUGUCAUUUCGAACAAGAGCGUUGACGCCAACUAUCUGGCCAACUUGCGCGAGCUGAAUCGCCGGCUGGAGUUUCUCUCCGGCAACAAAGCCCUCCAGUUUUCUGCCGUGGGCAACGAAAUUCGGCCAAAACUGACGGCCACCGCGCACAAGGCGGGCGAUAAGCUGCAGCGCUUUCUCACCAAGAAGAUUCUCGCGCUCGCCGAGGACCCAUCGCGCACCGCCGACGAGCAGCAGUCACUGGAGGAGAGCGCGCAAUUUGCGUUUCGCUUUCUUCAGCUCUAUAACCUACCGGUUGCGGUAGAUGUCACAAAGCUGUACAUCCGGUACAUGUCCCAGUCGUACGUAAAGCAGUUUCGCCUCUUGAUUGCCCAGCUCUCGGAGGUGUCGGCGGUGCACGCUGACCCGCUCGAGCCGCUGGUGUCGGCGGAGGAAGCGCGUGACAUAACGAGCAACCGUGACAUCAGCGCCCCGUCUGGCAACCAGGUAAACCCUGUCCCUGUGAACUUCCCGGGGCGAACGUUGGCGCGUCGCCAGCGGAGCGUGUCGCAGCACAUGCGCGGCUUCACCGGCUUCAUGUCCAACGGUGCGGCUGUCUCGAGGGCUGAGUCGCUUCGUCUCUUGCGCGCAGCUACCUUUGAGGACGCUGUAAAGGCGGUGAACGCGCUUCGGGUGCGUCACGGCAAGCUGCACGUUGACGACGCCGUGGCAGAACAGCUGGACGAGUGCAACAGCUGGACGUGGCAGUUUGUUCGCUGCUUCCAGACGCUGGUGAACACAUGCGAGUCUGAGUGCCGCUUCAUCGGCAACUUUUUCUGCGUGGCUGGCGACGUCGAGGGUGGUGAGGACUUCACGAGUGCGGAGCGGAUUGCCCGCGCGGUGCUGGGGAGCGCCGUGCACAGCGUGGAAUCUUCGAUCGUUGACGACCUGUCGAUCGUGAUGGAGCGCACCGAGGUGCUGGCGGCGUUGCGGGUGUUGGAGACGGUGAAGCAGCACCUCUGCACCUCGCUUGAUCCCAUCCCGCUCUUGUUACUGAGUGGCGUGCUAGAGAUGUCGAAGUCGGCGUUGCGCAACUCGCUGCGGACGGCCUUCGAGAAUGAUGGGCUCGCUUUGGCUUUCCUGCCGACGCUGAAGCUUUCUCCUUUCUACCGCGCCGCUGCCGAGAACAGCAGCUGGGCAGGCAUCCUUGGCAACAAGCCGUACUGCGCCACGUUGGGCCCUCACCCGGUGGUCUACCGCGUCUGCGGCGUACUUGGUCAGCUUGAGUACCUGAACACCGCGGCCGUGCGCGCCUCCGCGUUCACUGGUGGCACUGGUGUUGCCUUUGACCCAUCUGUCGCCACCUUCGUGAAGAACUGCCUCGCGCACAUGAUGGCGCUUGUCGAUCAGCUAAAGCGCCGCCACACGAGCCCGUUGGCUCAGCAGGUGUUUGCGUGCACCAACGUGUACACGGUGAUGGCGACGUGGCGGGAGCUGAUGUCGCUCAGCGGCGACGGUGAACCAAGCUCGCCAACUGCGUCUCGCUUAGCUUCUCCUGGAGCGAGGAACCGGAGCCCGAGUGGUGGACGCUCGCAUUUCGACACGGGCGAGUCGGAGCUGCCGAAUGUGUCACAGACAGAGGCUCCGGCUUCUGGCCGUGGUGCCGCUGCCAGCGGCAUUUCUUAUCACACGCAGUACCUGGAGGGCCAGCUGCAGAAUGCUAUUCAGGGGUGGGUGAGCGCCGAGCAGAAGAACGGCGAGGCAUCGUGGAAUCACCUUCUCGCGUUUGUCGACGAAGCGACCAAGGCGCUCGGCGAGGGUUUCUUCAGUUCCGCUAGUCAGCCACCACCUACUACGUGUUGCCAAAAUUCGACGUCGGCAGCUCAGCGGCCAUCCUCGCCGCCACCGGCCUCCGCACUGCCCGCAGAGCUGAGCGAAAGCGCCGCACUGAGGGUAGUCACGCAGCUCCACUCGCAAUGGCAUUCUCAAGCCAAGGCGGUCGCCGAGGUGGUGAGAAAGGCGGUGCAACAGUCACUGGGCCGCACUGUCAGCAAUGGUAGCGGUGACGGCACGACUGCCGGCUGCACGGCGGCCGCUGCUGCAGUCCGUCAGCGGCAGUGCGAUGAGCUGUCCACGCUUGUGAUGUGUGCCAUCUUUUCGACUCUGACGGAGUCCAAUCAAAAGCUGGCCGUCUUCGUGGCGCACUACUACAGCGGUAACCGAGAGCUACAGUUGAAUCUGGUCAGUAACGCGACGAUGCUCCACGAACUGUCCCAUUUACUGGAGUCGAGCUCGUAG